AUGUACAGCUGGGAAAGACGCGCAGCUGAGAACCUUACUAAUGCUGAACACAUGCGUGAGGUGAGGAAGAGGAUAGACCUUAAAUAUCAGGUAAGCUAUGUUCCAAAGAGGUAGUCCUAAAUCUUGUACAUUAGUAGUUCUUAAAUAAUUUCAAUGACAUGAAGGUUUACAGGGCAUAGACAAUUGUAUGCAUGGAUGUUGUUCAAGUAUGACAGCAACUGAAAACAAUGGUAGCCUAUUGUGUAGAGAUUAUAGCUGAAUGAAAGUGAUGGUAAUGAGGGUGAUUAUAUGGAAAUGAAGGUAAUUAUGUUGCAGGACCACCUACGCAGACGGGAACAGGAAAGGGCAGACGCAGAGGUGAGGAGGGAAAUACACAGAGUACGGCCACCAUCAUCAACACCUCAGACAAAUAGGUUCAAAGCCUGCACGUAUGAAAGACCAUGGGCACAGGGAGCGCCAGACACCAAGAAGGUAUUAACUCUUCACACUUCUACAGUUUUACAAGUGCCACAUAACAUUGGCUAUACAUGUCAUUGAAACAACAUUGGUCCCGUGUAGCUCAGUUGGUAGAGCAUGGUGCUAAAGUAAAAUGUAAACAUCUCUACAGUUCAUUGGUUGAGACUGUAGCCUACUUUCCACUUUAUCCAUCCUCUAAUAGUUUCUCUAAACCUUGUCUUACUGCCUGCAGUCCUCCAGCUCUGUGAAAUCCACCAGAUCAGAGACGAGAAACUCACAGAACAAAGGCUCAGUGUACCGCCUCCCUGCCAUCUCCAGCGGAACCCAGAGAAGUGUAACCCAAAGUAGAACAACAGAACUGGCAACCACAUCAAAGACUCGGAGAAGAGCCACUGCCCUACUGGCAUCCCACUGUAAGAUUCUCACAAUGCAUUCUCUGCUACAUCCUCUUAGACCAGGGUUUCCCAAACUCGGUCCCCUCCGGGUGCACGUUAAUUUUUUUGCCCUAGCACUACACAGCUGAUUCAAUAAAUCAAAGCUUGAUGAAUCAGCUGUGUAGUGCUAGGGCAAAAACCAAAACGCCCCAGGACCGAGUUUGGGAAACCCUGUCUUAGACAACUGACUUCCCUCAGCAGUGGUUAUGGGGGGUCCAAUGACUCCAUUUACAUUACAUUUGUUACCAGAUUGUUAUACUUUCUUCUUUAUGCUUUUUUAAAGGUAAGGAACAAUCUCCACCAUGUCACAAACACAGAUCUGUGGACAUAAAAAACAGAGCCUGUAAGUUAUCCACAUGUGCAACUAAGUCAAGCACUCUGAAACUAACACAAAGUCAAGACACAUUGAGGGGGAAGAGCAAGAUGGGAGCGCCAUCAUUUGACCAUGCAGAUAGUUCAAACAUCCAGGUCAAGAGGCCAUUAGACAACUGCUCCCACCCACAGCCCCUGACCUCUUCUGGAAGGUCCUACACAGAUUUGUCCCAUCUCCCCUCACUGCAGUACCACCGCUCCCCCAGCCCAGACGACCCAGAGCCCCAUCCCUAUCUCCAGCUGAUCUCGGAUCCCUUCCAGGACUUCUCAGAGAGCAGUAGUAUCACAGAGGAGUACGUACGCAGUGAGGACACCUACAGGGCUGAGCUCUGCUCCGGGAGUUUAGCUGAUACCAGUUCUUCGUCCGUACCGGAGUCCCUCCCCACGCAGUGCCCCUCCAGCAGUGGCACCCUGGACAGCAGCUCUCUCAGCCUCAGUGACUCCUUCACCGGCCCCCUCAGCAGCCACUUCCGCACGCUGGGUGUUCUGUCCUCCGAGUCUGAGUCGGACGGGGAAGACGACGGCCAUUCAUGGCAGGAUGCUGAUAGAGAGAGCUACUACAUCCCUGUGAGGUGGACUGCCUCUCAGUCUAGUUCAAAUUACGUCAUCUGCCCGUCUCCCAGUGUCUGUACCGUCCGGAGUCCCCGGGGCCUGCAGUCCCAGCUGAGUAUGGAGUCAACAAACACCCCUGAAGAAUCAAGCAGUAGAGCUUCAUACACUGGAGGAGGAUAUAAUCCCAUGCCUUCACUGAUGCAAGUAGGUCGACUGUCCAUAUCACCGUUGUCCAUAUCACCCUCUGUCACACAGAGAGCCAGCAGGGGGACUCUCACUACCCCAGAGCAGCUGUAUGAACACCUCCCUGAGCUGGAUCACCUCAGCUCCCUCAGCCCCAGGAGAGCUAACCCCAUCUGGCUGGGCUCAGAGAGAUGGCUGGGGCUGGAGGCCUCACCACCCAGGACCAGCUACACCCUGAGGCACUCCCAGCUGGUCAGCAGGAUCCAGCAGGAGGAACCAGAGGAGGUCAGAGGGGCCAGUAGUAGUGACGGUAGUACAGAGGAUACUCCGUCCUCCAGCGAAGCCUCGCACCCUGGGACCUCUGGGCUGAUGGAUCACCUGACCAUGGCCCUCCAUGACAUCCGAAGGGAGGUGGCUCACAUUCAUAUGACAAACGCACAGCAGGGGAGCGGUGCUAUGGCAGCUCAGGAGGGCCAAUCAGCACCGGCUACCAACCCAGAGACGUUACGCAAAAUCAAAGAACGGUGAGAGGAGCUUGAGAAUGGGACAAGUACUCAGUCCUUCUGUUCUUGUCAUUAUGUCAGAUGAGUAUCAUCUCUAAAUAUAGUUACUCGUCCCUUGAUAAUGUUUGGCAUUCACAUUUAUUUUGCUUACAGGUAUUUUAUACAGAUGUAGGAUCUUAAUUUGACCUACACUGAGUGUACUAAACAUGAAAAACACCUUUUAUAAAGUAGCAUGAAAUCAUCCUAUAUUCUUCAUCUCAUUUGUAAUCUUCUAACCUCCACAGUCUGUUGGAGGAGUCGUGUGAUGAGGAGGAAGGGGACCAGUGUCGUAUCUGUCAGUGUGGUGCUGGCUCCCCCACCAACCCCCUGCUCACCCCCUGUCUCUGCUCCGGCAGCCUGCAGUACAUCCACCACGACUGCCUGAAGAGGUGGAUCCAGACUAAAAUACAGUCAGGUCAGUUUGAGUUUAAUGACUGAUUGAAUUGUUGAAAUGAAUCAUGAUGGUCUGGCUCUGAACUGACCGAAGGAAUGAAGUGUGUGUUUGUGUGUGUUUCCAGGGACCACACUGUCUGCGGUCAAAACCUGUGAGUUGUGUAAGGGGAGCUUAACACUGGAUCUGGACGACUUUGACAUGGAGGAGUUUUACCAAAGGCAUGCCCAGACACAGGUACACAUCCCUUCUUUUGCAUAUCCCUAUAGCAUACUACCCAGCUGUCCAAUAACUGUAUCAGUCGGUUGUUGUGACUAACAAUUCCGCUAGAUGGGCCAGCUGCGAAGUCAAAAUUGGAUAUAUUGUAAAAAUUCAUCAAAAUCAAAAUGAGCUUUUAGCUCUUAAUUUGACGUUAGGCAUUUGGGUUAGCCGUGUGGUUAUGGUUAAUGUUAGGGUUAAAAUCAGAUUUUAUGACUUUGUGGCUGUGCCGGCUAUUGACCACUCCGCAGAGCUGCCUCCAGUACAAGAUGAAUGACGGAAAACGCUAACCUGCUGUGUGAUAUGUAUGGCAUGCUAGUAGGAGGAAAUAUUAGUAGGUUGUUUAUCUCAUCCAUAUUCUCUUUUCCCCUCCUCUGACUUCCCUGCCGUCCCAGGUGGAGCAGACCAGUCCAGAGCUGUACAUGUUGCUGAUCCUUCAGCAGAGGUUCUCAGAGCUGCUGCAGGCGGCCCAGUCACGUAGCAACGUCGUCUCUAGGGUAGGGAGGAACUGUUUCAUGGUGAUGGUGCUCAUG
Coregonus sp. 'balchen' is the source of this 3721-nucleotide messenger RNA. The record is from the annotation of a GenBank genome assembly. Lineage: Eukaryota; Metazoa; Chordata; Actinopteri; Salmoniformes; Salmonidae.